Molecule: messenger RNA, 1487 nt
Organism: Solanum dulcamara
Lineage: Eukaryota; Viridiplantae; Streptophyta; Magnoliopsida; Solanales; Solanaceae
Product: serine/threonine-protein phosphatase PP2A catalytic subunit-like
Exons: 11
Coding region: 94-1038 (314 amino acids)
Biological process (GO): mitotic cell cycle; peptidyl-serine dephosphorylation
Cellular component (GO): cytosol
Molecular function (GO): protein serine/threonine phosphatase activity
Source: RefSeq, a predicted model, not a curated record
CAAUCAAAUUACCCACCCGGCACUUGAGUUUGUCCUUUUUCAGCCGUGAAAAAAAAAAACAAUCUAGGGUUCGUCUUUGUGAAGAAGAGGAAGAUGAGCUCUGAUUCAGUGCCCGCGAGCACAGCUAAUGGUAAUCUGGAUGAGCAAAUUGAUCAGCUUAUGCAGUGUAAACCUUUAUCAGAGCAGGAGGUAAGAGGAUUAUGUGAGAAAGCAAAGGAGAUUCUAAUGCAGGAGAGCAAUGUCCAGCCUGUGAAAAGCCCUGUGACUAUAUGUGGUGAUAUUCAUGGGCAGUUCCAUGAUCUUGCUGAGCUCUUCCGAAUUGGUGGGAAGUGUCCUGAUACUAAUUAUCUUUUCAUGGGAGAUUAUGUGGAUCGUGGAUACUAUUCUGUCGAAACAGUAACGCUUUUGGUGGCUCUCAAAGUACGCUAUUCCCAACGAAUUACAAUCUUGAGGGGGAAUCAUGAGAGUCGCCAGAUUACCCAGGUUUAUGGAUUUUAUGAUGAAUGUUUACGGAAAUACGGUAAUGCCAAUGUGUGGAAGAUUUUCACAGAUCUGUUUGAUUAUUUUCCUCUCACAGCUUUGGUUGAGUCAGAAAUAUUUUGUCUCCAUGGUGGUUUGUCACCAUCUAUUGAAACCCUUGAUAAUGUACGUAGUUUUGACCGUGUACAAGAAGUUCCACAUGAGGGGGCCAUGUGUGAUCUUUUAUGGUCUGAUCCUGAUGAUCGUUGCGGUUGGGGCAUCUCACCCAGGGGUGCUGGAUAUACCUUUGGCCAAGAUAUAUCUGAGCAGUUUAACCACACAAACAAUUUAAAGUUAAUUGCUAGAGCACACCAGCUGGUUAUGGAGGGAUUCAAUUGGGCCCAUGAUCAAAAGGUGGUUACCAUAUUUAGUGCACCUAACUAUUGUUACCGCUGUGGAAAUAUGGCAUCCAUUUUGGAAGUUGAUGAUUGCAACGGGCAUACAUUCAUUCAGUUUGAACCAGCUCCAAGGAGAGGGGAGCCAGAUGUAACCCGAAGAACCCCAGAUUAUUUCCUAUGAUGCAGCUGCACAAACGUUUUGAUUUUUCUGCAGGUGUUCCUGCUAUUCAUACGCUGCGGGCUACGUAGGAGUUUGUAGUAACUUGUACUAUAGUGGUACAACUGCAAUGCAUGAAGCUUGUAAAUCAGCUGGGUGAUGCUUUCUUUCUCUCAGUUCUCCAGGAACUUGAUGGAGAGACUGAAGCCGGGGAUUGGUGCUCUGCACGUAUAGUUCUCAUCAAAGAAUAGUCAGCCCUUUCGUUUCUGUUUUCUCAUAUUUUUUGUUGUUGCUAGUCCCUAAGAAAUGACAACCAUUUCUUUGCUCAAUAUUUUUUGUCCCCUGUAGACGGGAGAUGACAUUGGUUGAAGUUUUGUAGAGGCAAGAUUAUAGUUUUUCUUUUUCCACCUUUUGAUGAGUGCUUUCUUAACAUUGUCUUUUAAUUAUAACCUUGCUAGAUUUGACACUCUGAA